Molecule: messenger RNA, 11914 nt
Organism: Dermacentor andersoni
Lineage: Eukaryota; Metazoa; Arthropoda; Arachnida; Ixodida; Ixodidae
Gene: bchs
Product: WD repeat and FYVE domain containing 3 bchs
Molecular function (GO): protein binding; metal ion binding
Source: RefSeq, a predicted model, not a curated record
UCGAGUUUGUGUAGUUGCCUGCUAGCUUCCGCGGUUCAUGUCUUGUGAGAUGUAGAGCUAGUAAUUUGAUCCAUAAUUUGGCAGGCGGUACCUCACGCUGAUAGCAAUGGAUGAGAUAAGCGAUGAAGCGAGGAAUGAUGAAAUUCGUAGUUUUAAGUAGCUACUCUAGGAACCCGUGCACACGGAACUCCGCAGAAGUGUCCGUCUUCAGCUUAAUAUUGGUGCAUGCAUGAUCGUUAGUGAAAUGUAGGCCUACACGACGGUGUCUGGACGGCCUACAGCUGUUUCUAGCUGAAGCUGUGGAGGCAGCGGAGACAUCUUACCUGCCAAGAUGAACAUAAUGCGCAAGCUGUUGGUGGGUCAUCAGGGCCGAGGUGCAGGUGCCUCCGAGGAUGGAGCCCAGAGCUCGCAGCAUACGGCCCUGGGCUUGAUGCACCUGCACAAGCUCUUUGCUGAGCUGUCACACCCGACUCACCCGCUCACCCAGCAAGAACAAGAGCAGCGACUCUACAAUAUGCUCCCACUUUUCUGCAAGGUGUUUGAGAACAGCCCUGCUGCGGAUAUUAUUGACAAGUUCAGCGAUGUGCUAGCAUUCUCCAAGCUAGUUUCCAAGCUCAUGGUCUCUGAGAUUCGGAGGCGGGCUUCAAAUCAAAGUACAGAGAGUGCGAGCAGUGCCAUUGCGCAAUUCCUGGAAAUUGAGAGCACAGAGGAGCAGAGCCGUGGUUGGAUGCUGCUGGCCACCAUGAACCUGUUGGCCAGCGGCGGGGCCCCACUGGUGGAGGUGAUGACCUCGAGCGCAUUGCCUUCUACGUUGGUCAAGUGCCUCUACCUGUUCUUCGACCUGCCACAACUGCGUGACCCUGACCGCUUGGAGCCCCAUUGCGAGUUCACACCCCGCGAGCGCCGGAUCCUGCUCCAAAAAGUGUUCGUUCAGGUCUUAGUGCGGCUAUGCAGCCACUCCGCCCCUGCAGAGGAGUUGGCACGGAAGGACGACCUGACACUGCUUUUCAGUGCCAUUACCACCUGGUGUCCACCGUACAACAAUGUGUGGCGCAAGAGUGCCUCCGAAGUGCUCAUGACACUGUCUCGACAUGGUCUCACCGCUCCUGUUGUCAAUUACAUCCAUAGCAAAGGUUGUGUGGCACUCUGUGUAGAAAAUGUGCAGAGAGUGCAAGAACUUUCCCCAUUAGAAGUUGUAGAAAUGUUCGUCACCAUUUUCUGCUUCCUGAAGGACUCAAGUGAGGUUUCGCAGCUGUUGCUUGAUGACUUCCGAUCUUGCCAAGGAUAUGUGUUCCUUUCGGAAUUUCUCCUAAGACUGGAGCAAAAUAGCUCUCAGGAAGCUUGUGAAGCACUGAGAAACCUUGCUGUACUAAUGACAUCGCUCACCACUUGUGGCUACUAUGAGCUGAAGCCUAGCCAAGCCAGCACAGGUUCACUUUUCCAAAUCCCUGGAUUUACGUUACCACAGCCAUCUGGCAAAGGGACAAGCGUGAGAAAUAUUCAAGCAUUCCAAGUGCUUCAGACUGUUUUUCCCAAAGCCCAGACAGUGCAUUUGUCAUCCCUGCUUCUUGAUGCCAUCAGUACCAUCUACCAUUCAGACAAAGCGAAUUAUUUCAUUCUCGAGUCCAGCCAUCCCUUGUCACACUUUUCAGAGAAGAUCCAUCUUAAAACUUCAGAAAUUCAGGAAAAGUUCUUUAAGCUUCUGGAGUUCAUUGUCAUGGAUCUAAAAUUUGUUCCAUGCAAAGAACUAAUCAGCCUUAGCAUCCUUCUGAAAACCAACAGCUCGGUGUCCUGUUCCAUCAUAUGCCUGCACACGCUUGCAAACAUCCUGCAAUUUAAUGCUGUAUUCAAGGACGUUUAUCGUGAAGUGGGGCUGCUAGAAGUGCUGGUCACGUGCCUGCAUCGCUAUGCAACUGUGCUCAAGGAGGCUUUUCCCGACGGUGCCGCAGAACCUGUUGCAAAGGUUCCUAUUCCUGAUGAACAGCAGCAAAUGGGCUCACUUGUUAUGGAAACUCUCACUGUUCUUUUGAACGGCAAUUCAAACAAUGCAAGCGUGUUCCGAGAAUGUGGGGGUGCCCGGUGUGCGCACAACCUGGUGCCAUACCGUUUGUGCCGACAGCAAGCGCUGGCUGUGGUGCAACAGCUGGUAUUGAGCAAUGGUGGGGACGAUGACAUGGGCACCUUGCUGGGGCUCAUGCACACGGCACCACCUCUGGCGCUUGACCUCAAGAACCACAUCCUCAAGUCACUCCUCUUUGUGCUUCGGGAGAGCCACCGAACUCGAACUGUCUUUCGGAAAGUGGGUGGCUUUGUCUACGUUAUGUCGGUCCUUGUUUCUAUGGAAGGAUGCCUGGCUGAUCCUCCAAGGGAGCCAUGGAAUACAGUUGAGAAAAAGCAGAUAAUUUCUCUUCUGCGGACAGUUUUUAGCACCAUGACGGUUGCCAUGCGGUAUGAACCAGCGAAUGCCAAGUUCUUUUCCACAGAGAUCUGUCAAACAAGCCUUGCAGACACUGUGAGACUGCUUGGAUGUUUUACAAACAACACGGACAUUUGUCCUGUUGACACUAGCUUCGUGCCAAUGGAAGAAAACCUAUUUCAUGCUGUGUUUACUGGCCAAAAUGAUUCCAGUCUUGACCUGACCAAGGUACCAACAUCCCUCAUCUCGGCCUUGGUGGUUAUCCGGUUGUUGUAUGACAUGGCACUUGACUCGUUUGACAAGCCCAUGGCCUUGACCAAGCUGGUGACCUGCCCCCCUACCCAGCAUUGCACGGUCGAGGUUCCCAAGAAGGCUUCUGAAACCACGGGCAAGGGUAGCCCUCAGGCCAAGAAGCCUGUGCUGGCCACACUCAACCUUUCGGCACCGAGCCCAGACCCACUUAUUGUGCACCCAGGAGUGGUCGUGGCCAUGUUACACCUUGUCCCUUCUAUCGCCGAUGGCCACGACUCUCAGUGGUUGCAGAUAGAGCUGACACUGCAGCUGUACCUGGCAGAGGUGCUGCGGUCGCUGGUACGUUCGGAGCGCAACCAACAGGUGAUGUGUGAGGCUGGCCUGCCUGGGGAGCUGCUGCAGCGCUGUCGGCCCGCCCUGGAGGAUGAGCAGCACCCGCUGUACUUACCCUUGCAGUACAUGCUCGAGCGCCUUGCCGCACAGGCGCUUGAGCCCAGGGACCUCCGCUCAUUUCUGCGGCUCAGCUCUCCAUUAUGCUGCAAUGCAUUUGAUGUGGGCAGUGAGUACAAGCGGCGGACGGGAGGUAGCGUCUGCUUGGCACGAGCCCAGUCGACCCGGCUGACCAACCAGAAGGAUGGGGGUCCAGUGCCCUUGACACGUAUCAAGACUCUUGUCUCUAUGACCACGCCUCGGGACUGCCGCCUGCAUGGCACGCUGCUCACGCCCCCCUUUGUGGAGUUUGAGAUGGCCCCUGAGGGCUUCAGCUGCCUCUACCUGAGCAGUGUGGCCCCACAGAGCGCCUCAGGUGGCCCACCCAUGGUGGGUGUCUCCAUGGUGGGCGGCGCACCCGAGGGCGUCAUUGGAGGCAUUGGCACAGGGGACCGAAUGUUUCCACCGCAACCAGGGCUUUCAUUCGCCACAUGGCUGAGCGUGGAGCGUUUCAGUGACCCCCAUGUGGAUCCCCAUGCGGUGCGGCUGCUGACACUGGUGCGCAACUUGCAUGGACGUGAUGACCAUCUUGUAUGCCUGGUGAUCCAACUGUCAUCCCGAGACAAGGCAUUGCUUGUUUCUACUCAAGAGAUUCCUUUGCCCAACCUCACUGGUGCUGACUGGGAGCCCGAAGUAAAGGAGGAAGGUUGCAUCCGGUUCUGGAGCCCUGAACUGCUGCAGGAAGGCCAGUGGCACCACGUGGUCAUUGUGCUCAACAGAGCUGUGCUCAAGAACAGCUCCGUCUCCAUCUACAUUGACGGCCAGCACAUGUCCACUCAGAAGAUACCAUACAUCUCUCAAAACCCUGGUGGUGGUGCUGCAAACCUGACGGUGGCCUCUUCGGUGUACGGCUUCAUUGGGACUCCCCCACAGUUCCGUCAUCCAUCACGUCUCAUCUGGAAGCAGGGCCCCUGCCACAUGGUGGAGGAAGUGCUUUCACCCCAGCUAAUUCACCAGGUCUACCUUUUGGGACCCAGCUAUGUGGGCAGCUUGCAGGCCCCUGUUAUGAUUGGCACAGAACCUCUGCCUCCUCUUCUUAGUGAAGAGAAGGUUGUGUUCGGUUUGAAUGCAACUGCAGUGUCCGUCAUGACUUUAGCCAAGAUUAGAAGAGUGUACAGUAAGACUGACUGCAAGUCAAUUGCUAAGAUGCUGGGCAUGUCAUCGCACGAGAAUGCAACGCCAAUCCGCAUUUUGCAUAAUUCAGCAGCCCACUUGAGUGGACCAGCACGAUGUUUGGGUGGCGUUCUCAUUGGUUACCUUGGGGCACGGACCUUCAUCCCUCGACCAGUGGCUCUGACCAUUGAGAACAUUGGCGGCGUGUCUGUCCUGUUGGGACUGGUGGCGAUGGCCCAGGAUGUCGAAGGGCUUUAUGCCACUGUCAAGGCCCUGGUGUGUGUUGUGCGUAGCAACAGAGCAGCCCAGCAGGAGAUGGACCGCAUCAGGGGCUAUCAGACCCUGGCCAUGCUACUGAAGAAGAAGAGUGCUCUCCUGAACAGCCACAUUCUCCAUCUUGCUUUCUCAUUGGUUGGCACGGUAGACAGCGGUCGAGAAACUACAGUCAUUCCCAAUAUGACUGCCUUUGAAGAUCUCCUGUGCACUCUUGAGGUAUGGCGUGAUGCACCAGGGGAUCUACACAAGUCUCUCUAUGAGCACUUCUAUGAGCUUAUUACGGAGUCCAGUGAGCAGAAGGCCAACCUGCGAAUCCUGCGGGACCUGGAGAUGGUGACUAGGGUGCUCAUGAUGCUGCGGGACCCUUAUCUCACCCCAUCUACUAUCCGGCUUCUUUGUAAUCUCCUCAAGACACUCCUUCAAAACACCAACAGAAGUGGCGACAUUUUGAGGUUUGGUCAAUUCAUGGUUUCAACACUUCCAAACUCUAUGGUUUCUGAGAAGCCACUUAAUUUGAAAAGGGAUGUGGAGACCUCAGAAAAUGCAGCUCAAAUGGAUGACACUUCACUCCUGAUACAUCAUGUGUGCCUAAGAAACCGCUGCCUACACAUCUUGCACCUGAUGACUUAUCAGGGCUCAAAAAAUGUUAAUGUCCCGUUCUGCGAGGAGGUAGCCCGAGUUCUGGGCAUGGACUGGCUAAUGUUGUUCAUGCAGAGCCAUUUGCAUCCAACCACAGUGGUGCUAGCCUUGCAGUGCCUCACUGUGUUCCUCAGCUGUCCAAGCUUAAUGCAGCGUUAUCGUGAGGCGUCCCACAAUGGCGGCUGGCUUACUGAGACUGACCUUGUGCUCCAGAAUAGGACGACGGUUCUCCUGGGCUUUAACGUGUCAACAGCCAACAACAAAGGCAAUGUAAGCCAGUCAAUCAGGGUGGAGGCUUACCAAAUUCCAGGCUUCCAGCAACUCCAAUGGCUCAUGUGCCAGCAUGUCACAGUGCCGGAUAUCAACUUCCUGCUUCUUGCCAUGCUGAUGGGGCGCCCCGUCAGUCGCAUUCCAUGUGGGCUGCAGUUUUCACUGGACAACAUUUGGACCUUCUUGUUUGGUGUGCCACCUGGUCAUUCUGUCAUGGCACAAGGGGACAUCAACUUUGAGCUUGUUGUCGUCCUGUUGGCCAUGGUGCGAUGCAUUCUCAGUCAGCCACGAGCAGAGAAUGCAAUGGGUGUGGAUGAACACCCUGUGACACUCAUCCAGUUUCUCAUAUACCUCUACAAUAACCGACAAGAUUUUAUGAACAUGUGCAUGAGCUCAGACAUUCUGUGUGCCUUGUCAGCCACGCUGUUUCCAUUUGCAAAUGGCAUGAGCGAAGUCGCAUCUCCAGCCGACGAUUUUCAGAUAAUCUCAAAUCCCAAAAGCUCAGAGUCUAAUGCAGGUUUGUCAAAGCACGCAGCACGGAAAUACGUCAUGGACUUUCUCAGGGUCAUUGUGGUAGACAGCCUUUCACUUGCUUUCCCAACAAAACAAGCACCUGUCAUUGACCUCGUUUUGGAAGCCUUUCCAAGCCAUGCAACUCUGAACCAGCAAAGAGAAUAUGUGACAGAAAUCCUUUCAUCGCUCAGAGAGCACUUAUUGGCUGCCGAUGUGUUACUGGAUGACCAGACUGCCUUACCGAUAACAGCCGGUGGCAAAUACACAAACAUUCCUCCAAAUAUUUUCUACCUGACGUCCUGCUUUGUUGACAAGCUCUGGCAAGGUGUAUAUACCAGAGACCCCCAUGAAAUCUUGGAUUUUAUCAUUAAGCUUCUUGGCCAAGUCAAACGAAAAGGCAUGCAUGUGCAGACAGAGAAUGUCUAUAGGAGCCUGAACAGAACCUUGUUGUUUAUUCUUUCAAGGCCUACAGAAUGUGUUGCAGAUCAAAUGACAAAGCUUGAGUGCCUCCAGAAGAUGAUUAUACACAGAACACUCAUGCUAGUCGCAGCAAACUCCGAAGCUGAAUUUAUUCCCUGCCUGUGUUAUUGUCUUCUACAGCUGACAGCUGAUGCUCAGAUCAGUAUGGAGACUGUGCGUCGGACCACCUGGCACAUCAAUCCUGCUUCCUUUUCGGACCGCACUAGAAAUGCUGCUGAUAAUAAAAGCUUGAGCUCUUCUGAAGAAGGACACCUGUUGGUUGCAUCAGCAGCCUGCAAAGUUUGGGAGAUAGUCUAUCUCUCUAAGAGGCAGGCCUUGGAAGAGUUAUGCAAAGUGCCACUGCCUGCAGCUGAGGGCAGCUCGGGGGGCCAGAUACCCGACCUGCAGAGCCUGUGGGAAGUUCUGCAUGAGCCGCUCUGCCGCGCCUGGACCAAUUUCCUGGAUCUUGAGCGUAAGAGUGGCUACACGCGGGAAGUCAUGCAGACGCAGAUGCAGACUGUCAGUCAGAAACUUCAAAAAGUGACUGGUGGACUCUCGAGGCUCGCAAGCCGAAAGAUCAAGAGGGAGCAGGCUCCUAAGGUGACUCUUAGCACCAUGACAAGCCAGGAGGUGGAAAUGUGGACGCAAAUUCAUGUUUCCAUUGUACAAGAGCUCGUCGACAUGCAGUUAAAGCGACAUCAGCAGAGUCAGCAGCAUCUUCUGAAGGAUGUCUUUGAGGACUGGCUGCAGACUGAGUCAGAGCUGACUCAGGAGCGGGGUCUGUGGGGCCCAGUCGAGGGAUCUCCUUUAGACAAGUGGAUGCUUGACAUGACCGAAGCUGGCCCAUGUCGUAUGCGCAAGAAGAUGGUGAAGAAUGACCUGUUCUAUCUGCACUACCCAUAUCGGCCUGAUGUGGAAGGAGGGGAGAAUCGUGCCUUGAAGUACAAGGUUGCCACGAGCUUCGAUAGCAAGGAAUAUUACAAGCAUUGCCGGCCAGACAGCCUUGUGGAGCAUGACACUUUCUCCCCAGAUGUCAUUUCUAUCACCUCUGAUGACUGGCCUCAGGAAGGGGACAGCACUGAGGAGCGAGAAAUUGGUUUUCAAGGUCUGCGCACUAGACUGCAAGUAAAUCGCAGCGUCAGUGGUGAGCAGGAUGAGGACAGUGAAAGCCUGGACCCUGCGUUGGACGCUUCAGAGCAGGAGGGUGCUGCUCGUAAGGAUGAAUCACCAGACAACCAGAGCGUGCUUCGCCUCCUAGAAAAAGGCGAAAAGAUCACUCACAUGUUCCGGUGUGCACGGGUGCAAGGCCUUGACACAUGUGAAGGCCUAUUGCUGUUUGGGAAAGAGCACUUUUAUGUUGUAGAUGGUUUCACAUUGCUGAAGACCAGGGAAAUUCGAGACAUUGACUCACUGCCAGCCAACAUGCAUGACCCAAUUAUUCCAAACUCUUCCCCAAGGAGCAAGCACCAGAAGAGAAUGUGCAGUAAAUUUUCGUAUGAUGACAUACGUGAAGUGCACAAGCGACGCUACCUUCUGCAGCCAAUAGCCCUGGAAGUUUUCUCAGCCGAUGGGCGGAACUACCUGCUGGUGUUUCCACGCAAAGUCCGCAACAAGGUCUACACUCGUUUUUUGUCAGCAGCCACUGCAAUAACCGACAGCGCCCAGGAAUCCUUGGCAGGGCAGCGCAGAGGUGCCAACGUAGAGUCAGGGGCAAGUUUGCUAAGCAACCUCAUAGGAGAGACAUCGGUAACACAGCGAUGGCUGAGGGGCGAGAUCAGCAAUUUCCAGUACCUGAUGCAUUUGAACACAUUGGCAGGCAGGUCAUACAAUGACCUAAUGCAAUACCCAGUCUUCCCUUGGGUUCUUGCUGAUUAUGACUCAGAAGAACUAGAUCUGAAUGAUUCAUCAACUUUCCGCGACUUCAGCAAACCGAUGGGUGCUCAGACAUGUGAUCGUCUCGAACAGUUCAAAAAGCGUUACCGAGAAUGGGAUGACCCUCACGGAGAGACACCUCCCUAUCAUUAUGGUACAUUUUAUUCAUCCGCAAUGAUCGUGGCCUCCUAUCUGGUUCGAAUGGAGCCUUUCACGCAGCACUUUCUGAGACUACAGGGGGGCCACUUUGACCUGGCAGACCGCAUGUUUCACAGCGUGAAAGAUGCCUGGCUUUCUGCCUCAAAGCACAACAUGGCUGAUGUCAAGGAACUCAUUCCCGAGUUCUUCUAUUUGCCCGAGUUUCUUUUGAACAGCAAUCGGUUUGACCUGGGCUGCAAGCAGAACGGCGUUCAACUCGACAACAUAGUGCUUCCACCUUGGGCAAAGGGAGACCCUCGGGAAUUCAUUCGAGUGCACCGAAUGGCCCUGGAGAGCGAUUUUGUGAGUGCCCACUUGCACGAGUGGAUUGACCUCAUCUUUGGCUACAAGCAGCAGGGCCAGCCAGCCGUGGAGGCUGUCAAUGUCUUCCACCACCUGUUCUAUGAGGGCAAUGUUGACAUUUACAGCAUUGAUGACCCACUGAAGAAGAAUGCCACCAUUGGCUUCAUCAACAACUUUGGCCAGAUUCCUAAGCAGCUUUUCAAGAAGCCCCAUCCAUGCAAAAAGCUGACCAACAGAACCAGCGUGGUGGACCCAGGACCCAUAAUGCCUGGCUUGAGCUACUGCCAUGACAAAUUGUUUUUCCAUAACCUGGACAACCUCAAACCGUCUCUACAUCCACUCAAAGAGCUAAAAGGCCCUGUUGGUCAGAUAAUACAACAUGAGAAGACGGUGCUGGCUGUGGAACAGAACAAGGGACUCAUUGGGCCCCUCUACAACCGCUACGUUGCCUGGGGAUUUGCUGACUACAGCAUUCGUAUGGGCCCCUAUGAAAACGAGCGCUGCAACUUUGUCUGGGAAGACGUGCCAUCUGGAGAGAUUCUUUGUUGUGCUUGCCCAGACAGUAAGAUUAUCAUCACAGCAGGUACAAGUUCGGUGGUGACUGUGUGGCAGUUCGACAAGAAGAAAUUGACAUUGAAGCAGAACCUUCACGGCCACACAGAGGCAGUCACUUGCCUAUCAGCAUCACGACCAUACAACUUGAUUGUCAGUGGCUCUCGGGACUACACAUGUAUAUUGUGGGACCUGAGUCGCCUCGUCUUCGUGCGCCAGCUGCGAGGCCACACAGCUCCAAUUGCUGCUGUCGCCAUCAACGACCUUACGGGAGACUUGGCAACAUGUGCUGGCACACACAUUAGCUUGUGGACCAUCAACGGGCAAGAGGUGGCCAGUGUGAACACUGCCACUGGUCGCAGCGACCGCUUGCAACAGAUACUUUGUGUCUGCUUCUCACAGCUAAAUGAAUGGGACAACCAGAAUGUCAUCAUGACAGGUUCCAGUGAUGGUGUUGUCAGGAUGUGGUCUGCCGACUACGUGCAAAUCCCCAUAGAGGGCAAAAAGCAAGCCCAAAGCAGCACAACUGUAACACCAGCUGUUGUUGAAGAGCCCAGUGUAGCCACAACACCCGAGAAGUCUUCCUCCCCUCCACCAACACAGCCAGCCCCACAGCAGGAAACAAUGGCCGAGAGGAUAGUUCGCAAGCUCAGUGCAGUUGACACAGAUGAUGUGGACAGCUUUCGAACUCAGCACACUUCUGCUGCUGUGCUCAUCAAGUGUGGCUCAGACAGCUCACUCUCAGAGGAUGAUGACUCUGUCAAGAGCUAUGGCCGAGGAGCUACCUCCCCACUCUCUGGUAGCAGUGGUGAGAGUGGGUGGAGGCGCUCCUCCCAGGAUCGCCGGCCUUCCUUACUGCAGCAUUCCAAGACUGUGGUGGGCCUUCUCAGCACCCAGCAGCAGUCUAAGGCAGCUGCUGAAGCUGAGACUCAGGUAACCAAGUCAACUUUGACCAUUCCUGAGGAUACAAGAAGCACCGGUGGAUGCACAGCUGAAGAUUCCAAAGGGGCAGCACUUCGCAUCAGCAAGUCGGAGAACUCACUGACUGAUACCUUUGUGAUGAUUAAUGAGACGGAUACACUUGAUGCAAACAAGAGCAUUGACGUCCGCAAGCUUAGACGAAGAAGGAACAUACUGAGAGAAGGUUUCAAGUGGUCAUGCCAACUUGUGUUUAGAAGUAAACUGACCAUGCACACUGCAUUUGACAGAAAGGACAACAAUGAGCCCGCAGCCGUCACUGCUUUGGCUGUGUCUAAGGAUCACAAGACGGUGUAUGUGGGUGAUGCAAGGGGGCGAGUGUUCACCUGGAGCGUGACUGAGCAUCCCGGCCGAGCCAUGGCUGAUCACUGGGUGCGAGACGAAGGUGGGGACAGCUGCCUGUCCUGCGGGGUGCGGUUCUCCUUUGCCGAGAGGCGCCACCACUGCCGCAACUGUGGCCAGCUCUUUUGCUCCAGGUGCAGUCGCUUUGAAUCUGAGAUCAGCCGCCUGAGGAUACUCAAGCCAGUGCGCGUCUGCCAAACCUGCUUCAACUCAUUGAAGCCCCCUGGGGAAACCUAGGGGCAGGACGCAGCCUUUUCUAGUCAGACAUAUCCCUGGACAUUCCAUAGCUGCUGUAAAGACUCUGUGGGCUCCUGUUCCCCCCCCCCCCCCCCCCCCCCCCCCCAAUGAUGUGCUGUAUAUAGCGUGCAUGUAAAUAUUGUCCUGUGCCGAGUGGUUUUUAAGUGUGUACAUUAGUGGCGGGUCCACCCCACUGUGCCGCCAUGUAGCCACGCUUCACAGGUGUCUAAAUGAAGAAAAAGAAAAAAAUAGCACCAGUCAGAUGACCAUAGUUGCUAGGCUUCUUGUCACUACCAUGUGUUAUAGCAGGUUGUGUACCACCAAAGUAUAUAUUAUAUAUAAAUAUAUAUAAAAUCCCAGAGUACUCUAUGAGCUGAGCAAUACAUUUAACUGCUAUUUCUUGACCUUUAGAUGCCCAGGUUGUAUUUUAUUAGUUGGCAGGCUGAUGUGCAUGGCUGUCCUUGUGCUAUGUUCUGAAAUAGUGCCUACUCUCUCUGCUAGUGCUUCUUGAGUGUUGUCUGCAAUGUUUUCACUGCUAAGCAUUGCAAUGGAAUGCACUCUGAAGCAUUGAAGUAAAGAAGCAGUUACGAAAUGUUGCAGGGUCACAACUGUGUUUGUUAAAAGAUUGUUGGUGGGCAAUUAAUCCCACAUCAUCAAGGAUGCAGCUUGUGCAAACUGUGAAAUUGAGGGCAAGCACUGUUUCAGUAUAUGUCGUGGUCCUGCACACAUGCCAUUCAUAUGUCGCUUGGCAACCAGUGCACGGAAUGGGUGUCAAUUACCAGCAUGUCGGCCUCUGAGACGCUUUUUUUUAACUGACUGUCGUCAACUGUUAGUCAUGAUACAACCCAUAGCACACAAGAGUUGUUUUUAUUAAUCUUGUUCUUUAAUUGAAAGGAAGGAGUGCAUGGCAUGACAGGUCAACCCUGUGAUUCAGUUCUUACGUAUGUGCCUGUAGGCUGUGGAUGGGCAAGUUGAUUGUUAUUAAAGUGCAGCUAUGUUUUAAGA